This is a messenger RNA of Cicer arietinum (chickpea), 2349 nucleotides long. RefSeq names its product guard cell S-type anion channel SLAC1. Gene Ontology annotation, molecular function: voltage-gated monoatomic anion channel activity. The record is from RefSeq and is a predicted model, not a curated record. Gene Ontology annotation, biological process: stomatal closure; transmembrane transport; intracellular monoatomic ion homeostasis. NCBI's taxonomy places the organism in Eukaryota, Viridiplantae, Streptophyta, Magnoliopsida, Fabales, Fabaceae. Gene Ontology annotation, cellular component: membrane.
UCGUAUUUGUGUCAAUAUCCAAUACAAAUAACUCUUAUAUUUAAACAAUUUUAAUUUUCAUUCACUCAUUCAACAUUUUAUUUUUCUUUAUAUCUUCUUUUAUAUCACCUGAACCUCUCUAUUUCUAUCUCCCUCAUUUAAGAUGUACAGCAUUUUUCUUAUAAGAAUUUAGUGAAGUUUGGGGUGGACCAUGUUCUAACUCUGACCCAUAACUAACACGCCACAAACAACAAAGUCAAAACACAUUUUAAAAGAAUUAGUCAUGAGAAUGUUCGCCCCUUAACACAAACUUUUCACUCAAUAAUAAAGCAAUGGCUUCCAUUUCAUCAACACAAGAACUCACCUUUCUCUUUUCACUUCUCAUGUGGUGCAUGCAUGCAUGUGUCCCUCCCACUAUACACGUAUAUAUAAAAAACUACACCAAUUAGCAUACAAUAAUAUUAUAGCCACAAAAAUACGUAUCACAAGAAACCUUUCCAAACUCAUUGGAUGGAUAUACAUGAUGAAAUUUUGUCAGAAGGUGAUGACGAGGGAAUAAUUAAAAACGAUGAGAAGCAUUUGAGUAAAUCAUCAACCGAAGCUCAAGAAACGAAGCGAAACCAUACAAGUAUUAAAAGACAAGUUUCACUUAAGACAGGAUUCUCUGUUCUGAACAGAGAAAGAAAAGGUAGAGAUGAUCAAAGGAAGGUUCAGACAAGAAGUGGAACCAGCUUAGGAGUUUUUGAUUUGGAAGCACAGCAAACUGAUUUUAGUAUCUUAAAGACAAAAUCUUCACCGAGUAAGCAGAAUUCUUUGUUGCCAAGAAAAUUAGAGUCACAGGAUAUUAAUGGUGUGGAUGAUGAUUCUAUUAAUGAAGUUGUUCCUGCUGGUAGAUACUUUGCUGCUCUUAGAGGACCUGAGUUAGAUGAAGUUAAUGACUAUGAGGACAUCCUUCUCCCCACAGAUGAGAAAUGGCCCUUUCUCCUUCGGUUUCCCAUAGGAUGCUAUGGUAUCUGUCUUGGCCUAGGCAGCCAAGCUGUUCUGUGGCGUACAAUGGCAACAAGCCCUGCCACCAGUUUUCUCCAUAUUAGACCAGCUGUCAGUUUUGCAAUAUGGUUGUUGGCUUUAGCAGUGCUAAUAGCUGUUUCCAUCACCUACAUUCUCAAAUGCAUAUUCUACUUUGAAGCUGUUAGAAGAGAGUAUUUUCAUCCGGUUCGUAUCAACUUCUUCUUUGCCCCUUGGAUUGUCUGCAUGUUUUUGGCCAUCUCUGUACCCUCUCAACUUGCUCCACAUACUACCCUUCAACCUGCUAUUUGGUGCACUUUCAUAGUACCUUAUUUUCUCCUUGAACUCAAAAUCUAUGGCCAGUGGCUUUCUGGAGGCAAAAGACGUCUGUCUAAGGUUGCAAAUCCCUCUAACCAUCUUUCUGUAACAGGUAACUUUGUUGGAGCAAUUUUAGCUUCAAAAGUUGGUUGGAAUGAACCUGCCAAAUUCUUUUGGGCUGUUGGAUUUGCACAUUACCUAGUUGUUUUUGUUACAUUGUAUCAGAGAUUGCCAACAAGUGAGGCAUUACCUAAAGAGCUACAUCCUGUAUACACCAUGUUUAUUGCUGCUCCGUCUGCAGCUUCUCUUGCUUGGGAGAGUAUCUAUGGAGAGUUUGAUGGGUUAUGCAGAACUUGCUACUUCAUCGCCUUGUUUCUCUACAUUGCACUUGUCGUCCGGAUCAAAUUCUUCACUGGUUUUGGGUUUUCAGUGGCGUGGUGGGCUUACACCUUUCCCAUGACAACCAUGUCGGUGGCAACCAUCAAGUAUGCAGAGCAGGUUCCUUCCAUCAUAAGUAAGUGCCUUGCUCUUGGGCUUGCAUUUAUGUCAUCAACAAUGGUCUCUUUUUUGCUUGUGUCCACACUUCUGCAUGCUUUUGUUUGGCACACCUUGUUCCCGAAUGAUCUUGCAAUUGCCAUAACGAAGAGGAAGAAAGGCAGGGAGAAAAAACCCUUGAAGAAGGCCUAUGACAUAAAGCGUUGGACAAAGAAAGCUCUGACCAAGAACUCAGAGAACAAGGAUACUAGUAAGAAUAAUGGCUAAAACAGCCCAUGUGAUACUAGUAGUGCCAUGGCUUAAGAUGGGUAGCAGCAUACUCCAAUAUUACCCUUAUAAUUCUAAAUUGGGAUCAAUCAAGGAUUUAUGCACGAGUGAGCAGCUAUAUUUGAAUGGUAUUUUGUGUUCUAAAAGAAUUAAAACGCUUCAUAUAUAGAUUAGUUAAUUGCCUAAUUUUUAGCUAUUUGUUAGACUACAGCUACCUUAUCAAUUUCUUUUAAUCAGCUCUAGAAAUGCUAAUAUACUUAAAAUGCUCUUAUUCAAGAGUUUAGA